UCAUUAUUAUUUAAAACCUACCAAUUAAAGACAAUUGAAUUUAAAAGUAAAAAUUCCGAAGUUUCAAAACAAAGCAUUACUCUGCUAACUGAUAAGCAAUUCGAUCAUUCUUCAACUUUCUCUUCCAUGGAGCCUCAAAAUCGCAGAAACUUCACGGUGAAACAUGAAUCACCGGAUAGUGAUAACGUGGCGGACGGCGAACAGAGGUCGAUAGGUGAUGAAGCUAUCGACGAGGAAGAUCGACUUGGUGAAUCGGCCGGCGGGAAGACAGUUACGAUGAAAAAGAUAAAAGGAAGGCCGAGGAAAAACGACGCCGUCAACGGCCAAAACCCGUCGUCGUCCGCCGAUUCCCAAACCAUACCUAAACCCCCUCUUGGGCACCCCCCCGGUUUUGGAAAACUGCAGGUUCUUGCAUCGUUAGGUGGCUAUGCAUGGGAGACAUUCGGCGGAGAUUUUACCCCUCACCUUAUUCUCGUUGCACCAAAAGAGAAUAUUGUGAAUAGAAUAUCGAAAUUCUCGAUUCCACAGAGUCGAACAGUUUGCAUAAUUUCUGCUAUUGGUUCAGUUUCAUCUGUUAUUAUAUAUGAUCCUAACUCUGUUGCCUCAACAUUGAAAUUCGAGGGUAUGUUUGAGAUACUUCAACUGUCUGGAUGGUCUUAUGAAGGAGACGGUAUAAAAUCGAUGACCAUUUCAUUUUCUAAAUCUGAUGGAAACCAAGUCUUUGGUGGCGUUGUCGCCUCUUCGAUCAUAGCUGCCACUCCUGUUCAGAUAAUCAUGGGAAGUUUCAUGCAAAGAGUCUGGGAGGCACCGAUGAGUCGAUGACGAAGGAAUUUUGUAACGAUCCCAUCUCCUCUCUUUAAACUACCAAACGGCACCGUUUCCUUUCCAAUUUGUGACCACAAACCUUUUGAAUCUUAGAAUGUAAAAAGUUCUCUCUAAAACUUCUGUUAGUGAAUUUGUUAUUGUAAUGGAACUUUUCCCAUUUCUAGACUAACUCUCUUGUUCUA
Messenger RNA from Cucumis melo (muskmelon), 1007 nucleotides. Its product is annotated as AT-hook motif nuclear-localized protein 9-like. The transcript is spliced from 6 exons. The coding region runs from base 127 to 822 and encodes 231 amino acids. The record is from RefSeq and is a predicted model, not a curated record. Gene Ontology annotation, molecular function: minor groove of adenine-thymine-rich DNA binding. NCBI's taxonomy places the organism in Eukaryota, Viridiplantae, Streptophyta, Magnoliopsida, Cucurbitales, Cucurbitaceae.